Messenger RNA from Trichoderma atroviride IMI 206040, 1158 nucleotides. RefSeq lists its product as uncharacterized. The record is from RefSeq and is a predicted model, not a curated record. NCBI's taxonomy places the organism in Eukaryota, Fungi, Ascomycota, Sordariomycetes, Hypocreales, Hypocreaceae.
AAUAACAUGACAUCAACGCCCCAGAAAAGACGUCGAAUGCAGAGCCAAGAUAGAUUACCUGACCCUGAUGCAACGCCCCGGCCAGGAGCUCGCAGCAUCCCAAGUUCUGCUGCUUCAAUCUCGGGUUCUGAGGCCAGUUCUAUAUCGAGAUCAUCAUCGGGGAAAGGACAGAUGAUGAGACUGCGAAUGAGCGGCGCAGGUGUUGAAACUCAAUCACUACGCGAGUAUUCAGUACCUGCAGUUGCGAAGCCGUUAUUUCUUACCAUGGCAGAAAUCGAACGAGGUCUGAAUAUUCUACCAGCUGCCUUAAGAAAUAGUAUUAGGGAUGAUCAAGGGCUCUCCCAGGAUGACUUCGAGAGACAAUGGCAGUAUUCUUUCAAGUCUGUCAACAAGCCUGAUAAUCUACCCGGCCGUAUCCCAUCUAUUGCUCAAAUCAAAAUUAUCUUGGCCAGAGCUACUGAAUGUGAGAAUGGCAAGCUUGACGAGGCCAGUUGGAAUACUAUGGUUCACUGGCCCUUGCUUCGACUUAUAUUUGAGGACAACCUUGGUAAACAGUGCAGCGACUUUAACGCCAUACCUUGUACCACAGCUCGACCACAUCGGGCGUAUACACCAGGUUUGUCUUCCGCUAGGAUGAUUGAUCUUUGCAUUUACGCUACACUUAGCCAAUAUCCGGAAUUAUACACAGCUAUAAAAGCGUUUAGCAGUACCACGGCUACCUAUUCCGUUAAUCACACUGAUUAUUACGGACUCCAAUUUCUCCCUCUUAUCAUCAGUAUCGAGACCGGGGGUGGGGAAUGGGAUUGGGCGCAGACACAAAUGGGCGUCUGGCAUGCUGCACAGUGGAAUUUUCUUCGAUCGGGUGUUGAACAGAAGCUUCAAACACAGCGUCCCGCCCAAGAUCAUGAAACCUUCAAAGCAGAAACGCUUAGUGCGCUAUCAAAGCUUGGUUUUAUCCCAGGGAUUGUUGUGAGCGGAAGUCAAUGGCAUUUAGUGAUUUCUACAUACGAUGACGGAAAGACUACGUUAUGGGCAGAGUGGAGAUUUGGUGUAACCAAGAGCUUGAUGAAAACUUUUGCUGUGAUUGCUGGUGUUCGGGAGCUAACAGCCUGGGGGAGAGAUCAAUAUCUACCAUGGUUUAAAGAGAAUGUCUUGACG